GAGAAGCAGAGAAUCAACGGUUCGUUUCAACGCCGCAGGCGUGGUAGAUCAGUGACGACGAACUGGCUGGUUGACGGACAGUGCGCGAAUCAACAAAGUAACGCCUCUUUCUUGAAGAUUAAUUCCAUCCGGCGCCGGAGCGUGUAACGUGUCAUGAUAUACGCGACUAUGCGAUUGCACAACGUGACUAAGCGUGAUGCAAAAAUUGAUCAGAUAAUAGGAGCUGAAUCGUGUGGUCUCUAUAUCAUGGAAUAAUUGCUUAGUGGGAGCAAUAACUCGCUGGUGGGAGUAGAAAUGUAUGAGACUUCACGUUCGAACUAACUCAUCUUUUGUCAUUAGCAUUGUGGGUCUGACGCGAGGAGCGACAAGUGUCAGGUAGAUGUGUAAAUUUUAUCCUACGCAAUCAUGAAUAACGAUAAUCAGCUGAAAACUAUCGAGUUGCGGGAGUUGCAGCCGUUACUGAGACUCUCGUUUGACGAUCGCCUGAUUGUGGUGCGUUAUACUACCAAGAGCCUGCUACCGCCCGGCGAGAAUUACGGUAGCACUAUCCUGAGUAUUCACGCUAUUAUCAAGCGUGACAACAAUGCGGACGAGGAGGAUCUUCAUCUUGUGGCGAAGAUGUCACCGCCGACAAAUUACCAGCGGGAAAUGUUCGACAGUCCGUACACUUUCAAAAAAGAGAUCUUUAUGUACGAGAAUAUAGUGCCUUACUACAAUCAGUUAGAGAGAAAAGCUGGUCUGAAGGAGGAUCAGUUAUUCGACAUACUGCCCAAGUAUUAUAAAUCGCGGAUGUCACUGGAUCCGGAAGUUGAUUUCGACGACAACGCAGUUAUCCUGAUGGAGAAUUUGACAGUGCGUGGUUAUUAUAUUGGCGACAGAACUAAAGGCUACGAUCUUGAGCACUCGAGACUUGCGAUACGCACAUUGGCGAGGUUCCACGCACUGGGUAUGGCGGUCAAGGAAAAGAAACCGGAGUACUUCGAGGUGUUGAAAAAACGCGCCAAGUGUGUGGACUUUAAAUUCGACGAAUUCAAAGAGAUACAUACACAGCUACUGGACAGGAUAGAGAGCGAUCCGGAUAUACGUCCGUAUCUCGAUCGAUGCAGAGUGGUCUUAGGCGUGGAAGACGGUGCGAAAGAAUUCUUUACUGCCGUGCCCGACGAGCCAUGGUCAACUAUCAUUCACUCGGACUUUUGGGUGAACAACAUCAUGUUUCACAAGGACGAGGAAGGUCGUGUGGAUGACAUCAAGUUCGUAGACUUCCAGAACUAUUUGUUCCUUAAUCCGAUCCGCGAGAUGGUUUUUUAUCUGAUCUCCAGUACGACCGAGGACGUGCAAGAAAAUCAUAUCGAAGAGCUGAUAGAUCUCUAUCACGAGACAAUGAUAAGCGUGUUAGAACGUAUGGAUUGCGACACACAGCCGUACUCAAGGAAGGAAUUCGACGCCAAGCUACUGAGUGACGCUAAGCUCGAAUUCAUGCACAUAUGCUUCAUGCUCAAAGUUCUCACACUGGACACGCAGGAAACUGAGUUCAAUUACGAUAAGAUUCAUGAUGUCAUGCUUGAGUAUCAAGGCAAUCAGGCGUCGGCUCUACGGCUACGUAAAACCGUGUUGCGAUUCGUUAAAUACAAUUGGAUCUAGGAUCAGAUAUAUAGAUAAUUUUUUUCUAAUGUAUCAAACGCGCAUUAUGUAUUUGAUAUAUGAAGUGACGCGUGCAUUGUUGUGCACAUUAUCAUUGAUGAUAACAUGUUAUCUACAUAUAUACAUAUUGUUUCUUCAUUAGAUCGUAUAUACAACUCAUUAAAAAAGUUCAACAAUAAGCUACAUGGAAAAAGAUAGAAAGGUUUUAUGGAUUCAAUAAAUAUAAAAAGAAAAAAAUA
Molecule: messenger RNA, 1880 nt
Organism: Odontomachus brunneus
Lineage: Eukaryota; Metazoa; Arthropoda; Insecta; Hymenoptera; Formicidae
Exons: 2
Coding region: 406-1641 (411 amino acids)
Source: RefSeq, a predicted model, not a curated record